This is a messenger RNA of Podarcis lilfordi (Lilford's wall lizard), 4889 nucleotides long. Lineage: Eukaryota; Metazoa; Chordata; Lepidosauria; Squamata; Lacertidae. The record is from the annotation of a GenBank genome assembly.
AUGGAUGACAGCACCAGUUCAGAUUUGAUAGGGGAGUUCACAUGCGCCACUGCAAAGCUGUUGGAAGCGAGAGACCAAGCGGUGAGCAGCAGUCAUUCUCUAUUAUAAAGUUCUGCUUGUCCAUUGCCUGCUCUUUCUUUCCUUUCAGGUGCACUGUUCAGAUUAUGAUAGUGAUGGGUCACAUGACUUGAUAGGCAUUUUUGAAACUAACCUCUCCCAGCUACAGAAGGCAGGUGGCAGCUCUCCGGUGAGCUUUUACUUUUACCUUCUUUUAUUAACUAAUUGAACCUAUUUCUCAUUGCAAAGAAGAAUCAUAGAAACAAUAAAUUUAUUCUCACAGAGCUACAAUUCCCAGCACCCUUUACAGUUCCUAGGAAGCAAUAGAUGUUGUAUUUUAAGUCAUCGGUGUUCUUCAGCAACCCAAGCGAAAUGAUCCUAGGAUCCUAAGAUACCUAAUUUCUACUUCCUGGUUUACCGCGAGGGGGAAAGGAAGCCAGGUUUGCUAUCGCAGCGAACUGGUUGCUGCUUCUUAGAGUUUUUAGGCAGCUCGCAGGCAACGAGUGCCCCAGAGAAGGUCCUGGGGACAACCAGGACAUUGAGGGUUCCCGCAGAGGUCAAAAGUGAGCUCCCAACAGGUCUGCAUGGUUCCAUUUGGUGCCGGGCUGACCUGGUGGUCAAGCUGUGAUCACUUGCCAGUAUGCAUGGCUACCAUUAUUUUUUCUAAGUUGGGUCUUGUCCUGUGUAUCUUAAAAUGUGAACUAUGUGGUUUCAUUUCAUUAACUAGAAGAAGUUCCUUUGAUGUCUGUUCCUUUCUUUUUAGGUGGAAUUUGAGUGUAUUCACCCUGAGAAGAAGAGAAAGAAGAAGAGCUAUAAAAACUCUGGCAUUGUUCGAGUGAAGUCUUGCAAAGUAAGGAGUAUUUCAUACAGAAGAGUUUGCUAUUCUGUGAUUGUAGGGUAGAAGUUGUAACAGUUGUGUGCUGUUUUUUUUCAGAUUGAAAUGGAAUAUUCUUUCCUGGAUUACAUCAUGGGAGGCUGCCAAAUUAAUUUCACUGUGAGUUGGGUCACCUGUUCACAUGCCUUUUCUACCUAAGUUAAAACAUAACUCAAGCAUUUAUAUAUUCCCAUGAAAAAGCCAUUGCACUUAAACUGCACAAAAACCUGUUUACUAGAUCUGUCAGUGAAUAAGUCUGCUGUUGUAUAUCUGCCAGACUAAACAAAAUGAAUUCACUGAUCUUUCUAAUACAUAGUCUCCCUGGUUACAUUUUGGGGGAACCUAAUGUUUGACCUUUCUUCAGCUGCCUUGAGUUUUUUAGUGGUUAUUUCAGCAGCAUUCUUCACUGUUGUUAGGUAUGCUUGAAGUCAGCUUCCAUGAAUGUUGGGCUUUCUUUGGUUGCCUGUUUCCAGAAAGAAAUCUUAUCUUUGUGUUCUUUGUUAUUGUGUCAGGUGGGCAUAGAUUUCACCGGCUCCAAUGGAGAUCCAAAGUCACCAGAAUCUCUUCACUAUAUCAGUCCAAAUGGAGUAAAUGAAUACCUGACCGCCAUCUGGUGUGUGGGGAACGUGGUACAGGAUUAUGACACGUAUGUUAAAACUAUUUUUAGCUGCUCUAGCUGUGAGCAUUAGAAAUAAGUGAAAUUUAAUAGAGUUGAAGUGAUGUAUUUGACUAAGUAACUUCAGUCCCUUCAACCUUUAUGGAUUAUGCAUCUCCUGCAUCUCGUGUUAUUGCUGAGAACGGUAAUUCAGUGAGAGUUGCAGUAGAUUGUUCUUUGUUUUGUUGGUUCCUUCAUGAGAGUAAGUUCUCAGGGAACUGCCAUCAGCUCAGAGGCGAGAGAUGGAAGGGCAGUUGUGUUAUAGGGAGCCUCCAAAAAUCUUGGGAAGCAGUUCCUCUUCCGUCGAGGAGGAAAGCCCCACCUCCAGUGGAGAAGAUGUGCAGGGACCAGGGGAUGCUAGGGAGAGCCUCAACACCGCGCCUGAGCAAGCCGGAGAGGAGGGAAGUACGCCCCUGCUAUCGCCCAUUCUGCACAGUAGGCUUCGGCGCAGGGAGGGGCGGAAAAGGCUGGGGGUGACGCGACUUUGAUGCUGGGGGAGGUACAAAAACCGACCACUCCCAGAUUCUGCUAGCGAUUGAGCCAGACAUGAACUUACGAUGCUCUUCACUGUAAAUAGUUUGCACCAAGAAUAAAGCCUGGAAAAGACAGGUCGGAGUCUUGCCUGUUUACUCUCGAGCAACCACACCAGCAUCUGACAUAAGUGAUUGUUUUCCUUUUCUGCUUGCUCAUAAAAUGACACUACUGAGUUUUGAUACUUGAGAGCAGGUGCUGAAAAUGAUCACUGCUCAUGGGAUGAAUGUGCAUUUUUUCCUGACAUUUUAAACUGAAGGAGGAGUCAACUUGAUUACAACAUUGGCUCCUGGAAGCCUCGCUCCCCUGCACUCUUACUGCUUGCUUCACUUUUAGCAGUUUUGGUUUCUGAGGUAGUAUGCAGUUUCUGCCAGCUUGCAGCAGUGGUAACUAUGAAUUGUUUUUGUUCCGUUGAAGGUAACAUAUCUAUCUUUCCUCCUCCUCUACCCCCUACAUCUUUCAGUGACAAACUGUUCCCUGCCUUUGGGUUUGGAGCUCAAGUUCCUCCAGACUGGAAGGUGAGUUUCUUAGUUCAAGUGUUUCUUAAUUCAAAUGCAUUGGUAUUUGGCUACAUGACUAAGUGUGUCUCUCUCCCAGGUAUCCCAUGAAUUUGCAUUGAACUUUAACCCUACAAAUCCCUAUUGCCAAGGUAAGCAUUUAGUAAUCUUCAUGACCCAGUAAUCGAAUUUGACAAAGUGUGCAUCAGAGAGUAUGUUCCAUUAAAAAUAAAGAACAGGACCAGCAGGGCUUUUAGAGUUUUUGUCGGGAUAAAGUGCAUGACUAUUGGUAUAUCUUCUUUGCCACUCCACCUGUUCUGUAGCCACAGUCCUCUUGGCAGCCAGUGACCACCUCUGCAAGGCUCCAAGAAUUAUGCUAUGUGCUGCAGUCAGUACAUGUUUUACCAUCCUCUGAAAAUAACUGAUUUACACACCCUACUAAUGUGGUGAAAUGGGGGAAGGCAUGUCUGCUCAGCUUCAGUUAUUGUGCACACAUUAGAUUGCCAUUUCCAUUUUGUGACAGAGAAAGGAUAAAAGUUGAAUAACUGUGGAAAGAUUUACGGAGAACAGUGGGAAAUAAGCAGCAUACAUACAAACUAUUGCAAUAACAACUGAUGUUUCCAUUUUUCAGGAAUCCAGGGAAUUGUGGAUGCAUAUCGCCAGGCAUUGCCUCAGAUUCGUCUCUAUGGUCCAACAAAUUUCUCCCCAAUUAUAAAUCAUGUUGCCAGGUUUGCUGCUCAGGGAGCACAGCAAAAUACUGCUUCUGUGAGUCUGUUUGAUUUAAUAUUUUGGAUGUUUUUGUUUUUAAGUGAUGGAUUUGGGGGGGGGAGUCACAAGAGGCAUUUAUUUAAAGGUGUGCUAGUAUUCUUUCAUUACUUCACUGUUGUGAAGCCAUAGUCUACCAUGAAACUUCAGAUACUGAAUGGAUUUGUAAUCAGACUCUACCCUCUGAAUUCUGUGUUUUCUCGGCAAUUCAUUCCCAUGUGGUAGAGUUAGGACAUACUGUACUUCCAUUUGUCUGGUGAUUUCAAGUCAUGGGUCCAAGACACUUUACAUUUCUCCCACUGCUUUCCCCGGGAAAACCUGUUUACUGCUGAAUCAGAACAAAGUCAAUCCACAGAAAACCUGAGUGAUGUUUGUUCUGAUUCAGCAGUAAACAACGGGUUUUUUUUACUCUUUCAUGCUUUACGAAGUUGUGAGACACAGUGUGCAGAUCGUUCUUUAUAUUUGAGCAAACACAGAAGUAUAAAAACGUCAGCCCUUCAGUCCCUUCCUUAACUCUUGCCUAAGAUUUGAAGUCAACCUCUAUUGACUAAUCUAAUUUUCUUGCAGCAAUACUUUGUCUUGCUGAUAAUCACAGAUGGGGAGAUCACUGAUCUGGACCAAACCAGGCAAGCCAUUGUCAAUGCCUCCAAGCUGCCCAUGUCUAUCAUUAUCAUUGGAGUUGGGAGCGCUGAGUUCAAUGCCAUGGAAUUCCUUGAUGGAGACGAUGGUGUUCUAAAGUCCUUGUCAGGGGAACCAGCUGCACGAGAUAUUGUCCAGUUUGUGCCCUUCAGGAGGUUCCAGAAUGUAAGUUGAAGAACACCUAACUCUUCCAGAUAGUUAUACUUAGAAUCAUAGAGUUGGAAGAGACCACAAGGGCCAUCGAGUCCAACGCCCUGCCAAGCAGGAAACACCAUCAGAGCACUCCUGACAUAUGGUUGUCAAGCCUCUGCUUAAAGACCUCCAAAGAAGGAGACUCCACCACACUCCUUGGCAGCAAAUUCCACUGUUGAACAGCUCUUACUGUCAGGAAGUUCUUCCUAAUGUUUAGGUGGAAUCUUCUUUCUUGUAGUUUUGUACUUUGUCAGCAGGCAAUACUAUUUACUUCUUGAAAACUCUUUGGUUCACACAUAAUGCUACAAUGUAGGCAAAACAAGCCAAGUUUCAUAAUCCAACCACAACCACAAAUCAUAGUGAGACUGUUGGACACAGUUCACACGUAAUGCUAAACCAUGGUUUAGUAAACCAUACUCUGUAGUUUGACCCAGAAUUUCUUACAGCAUUGUUUGCACAAUUUAAAAAAAAAUUAAUAAUAAUGUCCAAAGCCAACUAUGAAAACCAUUCCUUUUCUUGUUCUUGUCGUCACUGAUGUUGUCUUGCUCUUUCUUCGUUACAGGCUCCUCGUGAGGCACUUAACCAGUCAGUGUUAGCUGAAGUUCCUAAGCAACUGGUAUCCUACUUCAAGAUGCUUGGCCUGAAUCCCAUGAAGUUGCCUUCAGAAAAACAACCAUAA